Messenger RNA from Lobosporangium transversale, 2737 nucleotides. Its product is annotated as Transportin-PC. Gene Ontology annotation, cellular component: nucleus; cytoplasm. Gene Ontology annotation, molecular function: small GTPase binding; nuclear import signal receptor activity. NCBI's taxonomy places the organism in Eukaryota, Fungi, Mortierellomycota, Mortierellomycetes, Mortierellales, Mortierellaceae. Gene Ontology annotation, biological process: protein import into nucleus. Bases 18 to 2714 code for a protein of 898 amino acids. The record is from RefSeq and is a predicted model, not a curated record. The transcript is spliced from 9 exons.
AGACCUACGAAACAAUCAUGCUCAACUGGCAACCACAACCCGAGGGGCUGGCUCAGCUUACUCAGCUUCUCAGGGAUUCCAUGUCCGCGAACAACACUGUCCAAACUCAAGUCAGAGAGCAACUGGAGUCAUUCAGAAGUGUCCCGGACUACAACAACUAUCUCAUCUAUAUCCUGACGCAGAUGCCCCAGGAGUUGCCUACUACUCGUGCUAUUGCCGGAUUACUGCUCAAGACCAACAUUCAGUACCACUCUUCCGAAAUCAGAGAGGAUGUUCUUGAGUAUGUCAAGACCCUGUCCCUUCGUCACCUUGGAGAUCCCGAUCCAGAUGUUCGCAACACUCUCGGAACUGUCAUCACGACUAUCCUCUCCAGAAAGUCACUCAUGAGCUGGCCCGAGGUUUUGCCACAUUUGAUGGGAUUGUUGGAUUCCCAGGAUUCUAAUGUGGUCGAGGGUUCUUUCAAGGCACUGGCCAAGAUUUGUGAAGAUUCUGGCGAUGAACUUGACAUGGAGAUCAACGGCGAAAGGCCACUAAACUUCAUGAUUCCUAAAAUCAUCACCUAUUUCCAAUCGCCCGUUGUCACCAUCCGUGUCUGUGCCUUGACCUGCAUCAAUCAAUUUAUCACGAGAAAAUCGCAGUCAUUUAUGGUCAAUGUUGAUGCCUUUGUCGAAGGCUUGGGUCAUCUCUCUACUGACACUCAUCCUGAUGUUCGCAAACAUGUCUGCCAAGCCAUGGUCAUGUUGUUGGAAGUCCGACCUGACAAGCUUAUUCCACAGAUCAAUAAUGUUGUCGAAUACAUGCUCUACUCUACAAAGGAUGAUGAUGAGUCUGUGGCUCUGGAGGCAUGUGAGUUUUGGUUGGCUUUUGCCGAACAGGAUGCUCUCAAGGAACACCUGCGUCCCUACCUGAACCGCGUCAUCCCUGUUUUGUUGCAAGGAAUGGUCUAUAGUGAACUCGACAUUAUUUCACUUGAUGUUGAUGACGAAGACGCCAAUGUGCCUGACCGUGCUGAGGAUAUGAAGCCUCGCUUCCAUCAAGCUAGGACCCACACUACAGAGAAUGCCAACUCUGGAUCGGCUGAUAACGCUGGAGGAGACGCUGGAGGUAUUGGAGAUGAUGAUGAGGAAGAUUAUGAUGAGGAUGAGGAUGACGACGACAUCUAUAUGGAAUGGAAUCUUCGCAAGUGCUCAGCAUCUGCUUUGGAUGUUCUUUCAGCUGUUUAUGGCAACUCCAUGUUGGAUAUCCUCCUGCCCUUGCUUCAAACCGAGCUCUUCCAUAAAGAUUGGCAGCAUCGCGAGUGUGGUAUUUUGGCUUUGGGAGCUGUUGCCGAAGGCUGCAUGUCUGGUAUUGAGCCCCAUCUCCCUACGCUCAUUCCCUAUUUGAUUACUACCCUCAAUGAUCCAAAGUCGUUGGUCCGUGCCAUCACCUGCUGGACUUUGGGCCGUUAUGCUCGUUGGUGCGUUUACCCUACCAACCCUGAGGAUCGUCCCGUAUAUCUUGUUCCCUUGAUCGAAGGCUUGUUGAAAAUGGUCAGUGACAGCAACAAGCGUGUCCAGGAGGCAGGAUGCAGUGCUUUCGCUACCCUAGAGGAGGAAGCUUGUGAUGCUUUGGUGCCCUACUUGUUCGGCAUUCUUAAGACCUUGGUCCACGCAUUCUCGACUUAUCAGCAGAAGAACUUGUUAAUUUUGUAUGAUGCUAUCGGAACCCUUGCUGACAGCGUCGGAAAUGCUCUUAACAAGAAGGAGUACAUCGAUCUUUUGAUGCCAUGUCUCAUUGAGAAAUGGCAAAAACUCCAGGAUGAUGACAGAGAUCUCUUUCCUCUGUUCGAGUGCUUGUCAUCUGUCACAACAGCCUUGGUCUUUGAACGAUGUGUCAAGAUUGUUCACGCAAAUCUCAUGCAAGCUCAGAUGCACGCCCAGAAUCCCGAAAUCCCAGCACCAGACAAGGAUUUUAUGAUUGUUGCUUUGGACCUCCUUAGCGGUCUCACCCAAGGUUUGAACACCAGUGUGGAGAGCUUGGUUGCUUCCAGCCAGCCCAGUGUGCUCCAGAUCCUGAGCGUCUGCUUAGCUGAUUCUUCGGCUGAAGUUCGUCAGUCCUCAUAUGCCUUGUUGGGAGACCUCGCUAUUAGCUGCUUCAUGCAUAUUAAACCUUACCUGAACGCAUUCAUGAAUGAGCUCAUUGGACAAAUUCAGCCCAAUACCGAGCAUGUCUCUGUUUGUAAUAACGCCGCCUGGGCUGCAGGAGAAAUUGCCCUUCAAUACGGUGAAGGUAUGGGUGCCUGGGUUCAACCCCUUUUGGAGCGCCUGAUCCCCUUGUUGACAACUGAGACCACUCCUAGGACUUUGUUGGACAAUUCGGCCAUCACAAUUGGUCGUCUUGGAUUGGUUUGCCCACAGUUGGUUGGACCUCAUCUUGAGAUUUUUGCUGAGGCAUGGUGCCAUACCUGCCGCACCAUCCGUGACAAUGACGAGAAGGACACUGCUUUCCGUGGUCUGUGUGCUAUGAUCCAAGUUAACCCACAGGGCUUGAUCAAGAGCCUUGCCCCCUUCUGCGACGCUGUCGCUCAAUGGAGUGAGGUUCCUCAUGAACUUGAUCAACAGUUUGGAAAGAUUUUGCAGGGUUACAAGAACAUGAUGGGCGCCUCAUGGGAAGCCUUCGCUGCCUCACUGGCCCCUGAAACCAGAACUCGUCUUGCCCAGCGCUACGGAUUGUAAUGAAGCUUGAUCAUAUCAAGGAC